This is a messenger RNA of Loa loa (African eye worm), 2443 nucleotides long. RefSeq lists its product as hypothetical. Lineage: Eukaryota; Metazoa; Nematoda; Chromadorea; Rhabditida; Onchocercidae. Bases 741 to 2249 code for a protein of 502 amino acids. The record is from RefSeq and is a predicted model, not a curated record. Gene Ontology annotation, molecular function: RNA uridylyltransferase activity. The transcript has 11 exons.
CACAUUUCAGAGAUGGCAGGGGUACAAUGGUGUGAUCUGUGUAAGGUCCAAAUAUCAUCGAAAGUGCUGCUAAAUAUGCACGAAAAUGGCAAACGUCACCAUAAAAGGGUUAUGGAGCGUGACGCAAUGCUGGCCUUAGCAGCCCGAUCGGUUUUUAUUUCUGGAUUAAAUCCUGAAAUUGCCGUCACCGAGAGCGAGAUUUCAAAUGCCCUCAGCUGUUUUGGAAAAGUAGAAAGAGUUCAUUUAGAUAUAAAAAGCGGUAAAUAUGUGAUCGUCGAAUUUGAUGAAGAAUUUUCGGCUCAUAAAGCAAUUUUUGAAGAUAAAGUCCGUAUUGGGCGUGUAAGUUUUAUUGUGGCUUUAGCUGCGGAAAGAAUCGGCACAAAACUGCCUGGAAACACAAAACUUUCACAAAACUGCCUGGAAAGUAAAUUUCUACGAAAUCGGUUCUAUUUUCUUUUUUUGCUGGACCGCUUGUAACUUUAUAUUUUACUAUUGUUUGUUUUAAUAUAUAUUUUUCUUCACGCAAGUUAUCAUUGUAAAUCCAGCAAGUCGUACCGGUACGAGCACGCAGUAUAAAUUUCGAUCAAUGUAAGGCAAAUUCAAAAAUACAUGUAAUCGAUACUGAUAAACUUAUUAAUGAAAUAAAUGGCUCGACUACAUUUGCUGGGCAAGUGGAUACCUUAUUAAAGCUGUAUUGUCUCAGUGAUGUCGAGGUUGAAGAACGAACCAACUGUACCCAAAUGCUUGCAGUGGCAUUCAGCAAUUACUUCUCAUCAGAUGUUCAUGUCCGAAUUUUUGGCUCUUCAUUAACAUCUCUUGGUACGAAGGAUUCCGACAUUGAUGCAAGUUUGUUUUUCAAUGUACCGCUUACGGAAGCAACUUGUGCGGGGGAUUUAGCCAGGAAUAAAUAUAUAUUGCUGACUUGCGACAUUACUGCAUUAAGAGGGCGUAAAGUUUGUGCAGAGGAAUAUGCUAGGCUGUCUGAGGCUGAUCGUGUUCGUCUGUUGAAUAAAAUAGUGAACGACAUACGUAAGCGUGGCACGGCACUUGUCACUGGUCAAUAUCCAAUACUAGACGCUCGUUGUCCGCUUGUGCGACUUAUCGUUAAUCGGAAACAUACCAUGGACUUAUCAGUGGAUAAUUACCUUGGCUACGCAAAAUCCAACUGGCUUAGAAGUAUCGUACACUGUGAUUCCUCACAACUUAUUCGGAAAUUUCUUGUGUCCUUCAGGUUUUGGGCUCAUAUAAAUGAGCUGUUGAAGGUUGAUGAAAGACAGCGAUCACAUUUCAAUGCAUACAUAUUGAACCUGCUGUGCGUAAUAUAUCUGCAGUUAUACAAUUAUAUACCUCCUCUUCAACGUGCUCAAAAAGAAGUGGUUGUAAAUGGGUGGAGGAUUGAUUUCGUUGUUGAUCAUGUGGAUUUAUCCUGCCUAACACUUGAGAAAUUGUUUAAGGAUUUUUUUAUUUGGUUCGUUCAACUAAAGUUGAAGGACACAAUACUGUGUCCCUAUCUAGGUAAUACUGUUUCGUUCGAUCAGUUCCAGCAGUUAUAUCCAGACAGCAGCGUUCGGAGCGUUUUCAAACUUGCACAUUUGAACAUUCAGGAUCCUCUGGAAUGGUCGCAUAAUGUUUCCAUGUUGGUUUCUGAGAAGUAUAUCAGUGCAAUGCGUCGUCAGAUGAUGUUUGCAUUGUCGCGUACGAAAAUAGUACCGGACUCAUUCUUAGCUGUGUUGCAGGAAAUAUGUGAUAUUGGUGCUGCGGAGAAGUCGUCUUUAGAUUAUACGCUGGAAAUCCACGUUGGCGAUUAUCAAGCGGACCAGUGCAUGAAUGCUGUAAAUCAUAUAUUCGUCAAUAUAUUAGCAUUCUUACCAGCCGUAGAACCAUUUGGAAAACGACCACGACUUGACGAUACUCUGAAUGAGUUGUAUCGUGUCUAUUUAACUAAGCGGCGUACUUGGGUGGGUCGGAGACAGAAACGGCGUCAAAUUAUGCGGGAAUAUUCCGCGCUGUUAAACAAUCCAAUAGCUCUGGAGGGAGCAGUUACACAGCAAAUCAAUCAAACCAGCGCGGAAACAUCGCUUUGUUUUAAAACAUAUGUGAAACAAAAAGCUUCGGAAUGCUCCCUUAAAUUCGUUUUGAUCAAUGGAUCACCGAUGGAAUUUAACAGUCUCAUCCACUUCUUACAGCACUUUAUCCCUGCUCACCUCAGCAAGCUUUUAUCGUCCCCUUUCGAUGUACCUAUGGAAUGAUUUGCUCACUUUAAGUUUUUCGAAGGCUUAAUCAAAAACUAUUAAAACAUGUGCUUUUUUUUUCAGUGGACUUGAAAUUUAAACAUGAGGAAAAUUUGAAUGGUGGUAAUUACACAUCUUUGUUUUAUUUUCCAAGAAUUAGUGUUGAAGAAAUCAUGAUUACAUUUAUAGAUCUCUGUAUAUAAAAAUGUCAC